CACCCCUUUUUUACGUCUGAUGUGGCAUUUUUUAUGCUGAGAUGGACAAGCCACCUGGACAAAUCAUCCUCAGGCAAUGCCCGGUACUGCCGCCGACAUCAACCAGGCGCUGGAUCCCAUCAAACCCACUCUGAGGUAUUUGUUUAUCUCCACGAGACCCCCUGAUCUCUGCCGUACACCACUUCCUGAGUCGCCGGGUCCUUAUAAAGACAUGGCCAUUAGUUCACGAGGCGGUGGUGGAUCCGACAUCGGAACCAUUCGUGAAGGUGAACGCUUCACAGCGGCGGCAGCGGGUUUAGGGUUUCUUCUUCAUCUCCGCAUUCAACAGUCAGCCAUGGGUCACUCCAACGUCUGGAACUCCCAUCCUAAGAACUAUGGUCCUGGUUCCCGUGCUUGUCGUGUCUGUGGCAACCCACACGGGUUGAUACGGAAGUAUGGCCUGAUGUGCUGCAGGCAAUGCUUCCGCAGCAAUGCCAAGGAAAUUGGAUUUAUCAAGUACCGCUAAAGCACUGGACGCAAUCAAUCCAACACUUGUGGAGGGUUUUGUGAAGUGUAGCUGUUCUAUUUAUAAUUGACAUGAUGUAGUUACCAGACUUGAUGUUUUUGUCCAUCUUGUUAGUCAAUUUAGAACUCCACUAAUAUUGCAGAUACUAUUGAGACUUAAAAGUUUCUAUCAAGUAUUUAGCUUAUAUUUGUCAACUGUUUGACAUUGUUGGUGUUGGAGCAUCGUGAUUAAUUCAAGGUUUGUUAUGUGGAUGUUAUGUUAGCU
Rubroshorea leprosula is the source of this 769-nucleotide messenger RNA. Lineage: Eukaryota; Viridiplantae; Streptophyta; Magnoliopsida; Malvales; Dipterocarpaceae. The record is from the annotation of a GenBank genome assembly.